Molecule: messenger RNA, 2460 nt
Organism: Paramecium pentaurelia
Lineage: Eukaryota; Ciliophora; Oligohymenophorea; Peniculida; Parameciidae
Source: the annotation of a GenBank genome assembly
AUGCAUUCAAGCUCUCCUAGAUGGAGAAGUAAAAAUUUUGAUAAUUCUGACCUUGGAGAUGAAAGAAUUUUUAGCAUUAGAACAGAAAAUAAUAAAUAAUCUCUUAUAAAGAGAAAAUAUUAGUUUACUGUUUAAUAAAUGGAUAAUGAUGAGCAAAUUGAAGACAUCAAUUUACUCUUUGACGAUAGAUAAUUAAAAAUAAUAAAUGAUUUAUCUUUUGUGUAGACAGCAAAGGUUAAAGAGAAAGCUAAGAGAGCAUCAAUAUCUAGGAAGAUGAGUGUUAUGAUUCAAAAAAAAGAAUAAGAAGAAAAAUAACCAAGUUGUUCUUACAUAUAAGUAUUCACUCAAGAAGAUAAAAUAAGAAUAGUUUGGGAUAUAAUUACAAUGUUAGUGAUCUUUUUGGCUAUCUUAAUAUUACCAGUUGAAAUUUCAUUUAAUGUUGAAUCCACUUUUUUAGAUGACUUUAAUCUUUUUAGUUUAGCAGUAUUUACCCUUGAUAUAUUCAUUAAUUUUAAUACAGCCUUCUAACAUAAAGGUUAAUAUGUGUUUGAUCGAUCAUUGAUUGUUUAAAAUUAUCUGAAAAUGUGGUUUUGGAUAGAUGUAGGUAUCUUUACAGAUUAAUCAUAGUAUCUACAUUCCCUUUCGAUUUAAUAGUUGAGGCUGCAACAUCAAGUGUAGUACAAGUAGAUGAAGAUGAAUUAACCUAAGAAUAAAGUAAGGUUUAAAAGGAUUCCCUUGUCUAAACAAUGAAAUUAUUAAGGAUUUUAAAAUUUUUUCGUUUAAUUAAAAUCAUAAGGUUAUUACGUGUAUUAAAACUUAAGUAGCUUUUUGCUAAAUUAGAAGAUUACAUAGAUAUAAGUGGAUCAGUUAUAACAAUAUACUAAUUGCUUAAAUUAACUUUUAUAAUGCUUUUUGUUGCCCAUUGGCUAGCUUGCAUUUGGCAUUUUAUAGCUGAAUAAGAAAAUAGUUCCAGUGGGUAUAGUUGGUUAUAAGCAACAGAACUUGCAGAAUAAUAAUGGUAUAUAAAAUAUGUGGCAUCAGUUUAUUGGGCUACGGCUACAAUGACUACAGUAGGUUAUGGUGAUAUUGUUCCAGUAACUUCAGUUGAGAAAUUAUUUGGUAUCAUUGUCAUGUUAUUGGCUUGUUGUGUUUUUGCAUAUAUAAUGAAUAGUAUUGGAGGUAUUUUUGUGAAAUUAGAUACAAAUGAAAAAACUAUAAGAUUAAAACUUGGAUAAGCAAACUAAUUUUUGAAAUCUAAUGAAAUACCUAAAGAUUUAUAAGCAAGAGUAAGAAAAUAUUUAGAAUAUAAAUAUGAGACAGAAUCAUCAUAAGUAAAUGAAAAAGAUGCUUUAUCAGUUUUAUCAUCAACUUUGAAAGAUGAAGUAUUAUAGAAUGUAAACACUUCAUUAAUUAAAUAAUCAGCUUUAUUUAAUUCAGGUAAAUUUGAGAAGGAGAUAUUAUCCUAAUUGCCAUAUCUUUUGGAAGAAUAAAUAUAUGGACCAGAAGAAUGUAUAUUUAUGGAAGGUAUUGACCCAAUUGAAAAAGAGAAUGGCAAUAAUAUAUAAGAUAGAAAUUUGUAUUUUCUAAAUUAAGGACAGGUUCUAAUUUGUAUUUAGAGGACAAUUACUUGUUUAAAAAUAAUUGAAGGAGGAGCUACUUUUGGAGAAUUAGCAUUUUUUACAGAUAAACCUAGAAGUGCUUCUGCUUAUACAUUAAAUUUUGUAUAUGUUUAGAUUCUUAACAAAAAAAAGUUUUUUGAAAAACUAAAACUCAAUAAUAACUAAAAUUAGAUAUAUUUAAUGAAUAAACAUAUAGUUGAAAUUAAUAAUGAUUAUACACCAUUAGGAUAAUGUUGUUUUGCUUGUGGAAAUAGUUAACAUUUUGCUUAUGAAUGUCCAAAACUUCAUUAUGUAAUAAAUCAAGAACAAGGUUUAGAAAUAAUUAAAGAAGAAUAAUGUAAUCAAGAAAAAAAUUAAAAAAUAUUUAAUAGAUAAUUUAUUCGAUAAAAUAAAAGAGUUAAGUACAAUUCAAGAGCUAAUUCUUAAUUAACCAAUAUUGUAGCCGAUGAAAUCAAAUUUGUAUACAAUCAUAACCGUGAAGGCGAAGAUGAAUUUUAAAUUUAAUCUAAUCAGUAAAUAUAUUAUUAAGUUCAGAUCUAAUGGCAUAGAAGAGGAAGAAGAAAAUCCUCUCAAAAUUAGUGUCAAAGGAUAGCUCCCUUAUUUUUCAGAAGAAACUGAUAUUGAUAGGAUUUGCAGUUUUUCUCUUUUCUUUCCAAGCUAUAACUAUGAUAAAAUUAUUUAGUAAUAUAACUAAUUCACUCCAGAGAAAAGAAAAGAGAUUAUAAAGAGGAACAAUUAAACAAUUAAAAAAAAUAGAAGUCAUAGAGUCAGCCAAUCCCAUUCAGCAGAAAGAGCUGAAUAUUUUAAAAAAUUAGAAGAAAAGUGCUUUGCCGAGUAAUGA